Molecule: messenger RNA, 1131 nt
Organism: Chironomus riparius
Lineage: Eukaryota; Metazoa; Arthropoda; Insecta; Diptera; Chironomidae
Source: the annotation of a GenBank genome assembly
AAAAAGACAGGCAUUUACUGCAGUUUAGCACGGAAGUGAUGAAAAAAAGUAAAUAGAACAUCCAGUUGAACUAUAUUUAACAAUAAUUAAGGAACGAAUGUGCUGAAUAUCAUCGAAUAUCAUUAAUCAUCAUUAUUUAAUCGAGAUCCAAAACAUUAGAUAAUUAAAUUAAGGUAUAUUUAUCAAUCAAUAUUGUUUUGGACACACUGACGUGGUUCUAUUGUGAAAUUUCUUCAAGUCAUCGUUUGUUUAUAUUAAAUAGUGUCCACAAAAAUGUCUGAAUUCUCAUCAUGGUAUAACACAAUACCUAAAUUUACAAGGUACUGGCUAACAGCAACAGUUGGAUUUUCGCUAGGUGCUAAGUUGGGAAUCGUACCGACUUAUUAUCUAUUUUUGGAAAGUUCAUUAAUCCUACAAAAGUUUCAACUAUGGAGAAUCGUAACAGCUUUAUUCUUCUAUCCAACAUCAUUUCACUUCCUUAUGAACUGCUUUUUCCUGUACAAUUACUCAUCUCGGCUAGAAAAGGAUCAUUAUUUGGCUAGUCCUGGCGAUUUCCUAUAUUUGUUAAUAUUCAACUGGCUAUGCUGUGUGAUCGUUGGACUUUUUACAGCGCUUCCUGUUUUAAUGGAUCCAAUGGUUCUUUCGGUGCUUUAUGUCUGGUGUCAGCUUAAUCGAGAAGUAAUUGUCACAUUUUGGUUUGGAUCCAGAUUUAAAGCUAUGUACUUACCAUGGGUGCUAUUUGCCUUCAAUGUCAUGCUUUCCAACGGUGGAAUGAUGUCUCUUUUCGGAAUCCUAAUUGGUCAUCUCUAUUUCUUCUUGAAAUUCACUUAUCCACAAGAACUUGGUGGAUCAAAUUUCCUUGAAACUCCAUCAUUUAUCAAGCGACGCUAUCCAGACGUUCGACCUGCUGGAGUUUUCGGAUUUGCACCAGAAACAAGAGCACAACAGCAACAGCAACAAAGACAACAAGGGUUUAAUAUUUUUGGUGGAUCAGGAAACAGAUUGGGAAACUAAGACAGCACGUUAAGCAUAUAAAUUGUAUAACAUCCUUCGAUUCCUAGAUAUAUCCUGUUAAUAUGUAAUAUUUUUUAAACAACCAUUAAACGAUUCCUUGAAACAAUUUUAAUGGCA